Propithecus coquereli (Coquerel's sifaka) is the source of this 2394-nucleotide messenger RNA. RefSeq names its product phosphorylase kinase, gamma 2 (testis) (gene PHKG2). Gene Ontology annotation, cellular component: phosphorylase kinase complex. Gene Ontology annotation, molecular function: phosphorylase kinase activity; ATP binding; calmodulin binding. The record is from RefSeq and is a predicted model, not a curated record. Gene Ontology annotation, biological process: protein phosphorylation; glycogen biosynthetic process. The transcript is spliced from 11 exons. The coding region runs from base 214 to 1512 and encodes 432 amino acids. Lineage: Eukaryota; Metazoa; Chordata; Mammalia; Primates; Indriidae.
CUAUUGGACUGCCAGUUUCCAAUCGGAAGGGCUUCUGAACCUCAGUCUCAGUGCAGCGCUGGCCAUUGGCGGACAGGAUGGAGGCGGAGCCUUAGGUCGUCGCCGGCGACGCCGGCGCUAGGGUAAGGGACGAUAAGGCUAACCCCUUAACAGAGCAGUCUCGCGUCGACCUGGCCUCGCUGUCUGCCCCCGCAGGACCCCACCUCCUUCAGAAUGACGCUGGACGUGGGGCCGGAGGAUGAGCUGCCCGACUGGGCCGCAGCCAAGGAGUUUUACCAGAAGUACGACCCUAAGGACGUCAUUGGCAGAGGAGUGAGCUCUGUGGUUCGUCGUUGUGUUCAUCGAGCUACUGGCCAUGAGUUUGCAGUGAAGAUCAUGGAGGUGACAGCUGAGCGGCUGAGUCCUGAGCAGCUGGAGGAGGUGCGGGAAGCCACACGGCGAGAGACACACAUCCUUCGCCAGGUCGCUGGCCACCCCCACAUCAUCACUCUCAUCGAUUCCUACGAGUCUUCUAGCUUCAUGUUCCUGGUGUUUGACCUGAUGCGGAAGGGAGAACUGUUUGACUAUCUGACAGAGAAGGUGGCUCUCUCAGAAAAGGAAACCAGGUCCAUCAUGAGGUCUCUGCUGGAAGCAGUGAGCUUUCUCCAUGCCAACAACAUUGUGCACCGAGACUUGAAGCCUGAGAAUAUUCUCCUAGAUGACAAUAUGCAGAUCCGACUUUCAGAUUUUGGGUUCUCCUGUCACUUGGAACCUGGCGAGAAGCUUCGAGAGUUGUGUGGCACCCCAGGGUAUCUGGCACCAGAGAUCCUUAAAUGCUCGAUGGAUGAAACCCACCCAGGCUAUGGCAAGGAGGUCGAUCUCUGGGCCUGUGGGGUGAUCUUGUUCACACUCCUCGCUGGUUCGCCACCCUUCUGGCACCGGCGCCAGAUCCUGAUGUUACGCAUGAUCAUGGAGGGCCAGUACCAGUUUAGUUCACCCGAGUGGGACGACCGUUCGAACACUGUCAAAGACCUGAUCUCAAGGCUGCUGCAGGUGGAUCCUGAGGAACGCCUGACAGCUGACCAGGCCCUACAGCACCCCUUCUUUGAGCGUUGUGAAGGCAGCCAACCCUGGAACCUCACCCCCCGCCAGCGGUUCCGGGUGGCAGUGUGGACAGUGCUGGCUGCUGGACGAGUGGCCUUAAGCACCCAUCGUGUACGGCCACUGACCAAGAGUGCACUGUUGAGGGAUCCUUAUGCACUGCGGUCAGUGCGUCGCCUCAUCGACAACUGUGCCUUCCGGCUCUAUGGGCACUGGAUACAGAAACAGGAUUUUAAAGGUGAUAACUUGUGUGCAAUAAUGCUACUAGUAAUAACAAAGGUCCCGGGUGGUAUUCUCGCUACUUCUGCUUCCCAUGGUCACAUGUGCCAGCCCAACCUCCUCCUCUCCCUGGGGCUCAAACCUUCUGGUAGCUGCCUCCCUCUUACCAACACAGGCCUUGUGAAGAUCUUGGAGCAGGGCACAAGCCGUUGAUGUCUGCUCCAGUGAGAAGCACUGCUGGCGGCAGAAGAUGAGUGCAUGGGAGAAGAGGUCCAGGGUGAUAGCAUCCCGUAGGCUCUGCUCAGGACAGCCUAGCUCUAACAGCUCAGCCAGCACCCUUAGGAGAGAGAGAGGAAGGAGUGAAUGACAAUGGGAGCCUUCUUUCAUCACCCCCUACCCAGCACAUGCUUUGGAGCCUGCCAUUCCUCAUGUCUUCUCAACCCACCCCCCUCACCCUUCCCCAAGAGCUCUUCUCCCUGCUCAGUCCCUACUCCCUCAUCUCCUCAAUGUUGGCUGUCUUCUCCAGCCGGUGCAUGGAAUGGAUGUCCAGGUACUUCCUGUCGUAUGAAAAAAAAAGAAAAAGUAUCAGUGGUCUUUACACAUUAGUCUCAUGACAGGGCUGUGAUGGCUAGGGCAUCUGACUGGGAAUUAGGAGAUCUGAGUUUGAAGCCUGGCUUUUUCACUAACUUGCUGUGUAACCUCAGGAAAAUUGCUUACCUCUCCGAACCUAAAUGUACUCUUACGAUCCUCUCCAUUUAUAAAACCUAGGGUGAGGGAUCUUGAGUUCUUUUCCCUGUUCUGCCACUACAUUGCUGUAUGACCUUGGUCAAGUCACCCCCCCACCCUGUGAGCCUCAGUGUCCCCAUUUGUACAUUAAUCCAUAGUGGCUAUAAUAUUCUAUUUACACCGCAGACUCUGGCUGUCUUCUCACACAGCCUCCUCUUUGGACUAGAGAGGCUGGAAAGCUGGCUUCUAGCCACCUGAUUAAUUGCAUGUCUGGGCCUUAGUUUCCUUAUCUGUAAAAUGGGCAUGCCCCGGCUACAGGACAGGACUGUUAGGGAGCCACUAAAGGAAUAAUGCAAGUGUGAAGUGUAA